Molecule: messenger RNA, 1641 nt
Organism: Eurytemora carolleeae
Lineage: Eukaryota; Metazoa; Arthropoda; Copepoda; Calanoida; Temoridae
Product: protein RRNAD1
Exons: 17
Coding region: 15-1565 (516 amino acids)
Source: RefSeq, a predicted model, not a curated record
AAUUUAGUUCGAAAAUGUCUCACUGGGUGGAGGUCAAUGACGUAACUAUUGAAAGGAUCCGUCGACGACUUACUGAAUGUGUGAGACUUCUUGAAAUUUACAGCUGGGUGGUUGAUAGUUUUGUCUUGGACUUUUUCUUAGACUCUCAUUGGUCUCAUCUUCCUGAAUCCUGGUGUAAUAUUCUCAAACAUUGCUCUCCACAAACGUUAGCAAGUUUGUUGGAUCCUAACAUUCCAGCAGACCAAAAACAGGUUUGGCCGUUAUCACUGUUAGCAUUUAAGAAAAGUAUUUUGUCUCUUUCUUUGAGCAGGAAACAGGUAUCCGACUUCAAGUUCGUUAAAGCAUUUCUUGAUUCCACAGUUCUCAAUGAAAGAGCAUCAAAAAAAAGCAAACAAGAUUCUCCUAAGGCAAACUUCUCAGAGAUCGAGACUGGUUUAAAAGUUGAGGAUGAACAAAACUCGAACAAAAUGGAAAAGGAAAAGUUCUGUUUUUUCGAAGAUAUGCUAAGUGUUCUUGAGAAGAAAAAUCCGACCCUGAAGCAAAUAUUCAGGAAGCAUGUGAAACCAAAGAAGCAGUAUGAAUUAGCAAGACUUGGAAAGUUUACUUAUGAUAUAUUGAACCAGAUAAACGUGAAUUGUCUAAUAGAUGUAGGAUCUGGACAAGGCCAUCUGGCUAGGUACUUGUGCUAUUCAUAUUCAUUGCAGGUUGCCUGUGUUGAUUCUAACAAAGAUUUUACUGAUUCUGCGCGCAAGUUUGAUAUCCAACUCGAGCAAAGUUUUAGGAAGCUUGAGAGAAGAGGUGAACAUUGUUUGCACAUUCCCCACACUGCUCCUGUGCAUGUUAAUGCAUGGCUUCAACCAGUUAUGGAUUUACAGGCCUUUCAUUCUAUCCUGUCGGAGAAGUUCCACAUCUAUGAUACAUCUCUAAGAUACUGUAUAUUGGGACUGCAUACUUGUGGUGACUUAGGUCCUGUUCUGAUAAAAAUGUAUGCCCAAGAUACAAAGGCGACUGUCCUGAACUCAAUCGGCUGCUGUUACAUGAAAAUCAAGGAACACUUUCCAAUGUCUCUUUUCUUACGGGGUGUGGAAACCAGAUGGAAAUUGAACUAUACAAAUGCUGAAUUGGCUUGUCAUGCUAUCGAGAUGUACACAGAACGACUAAGAGAAGGCGAAGAAGACAAACUGAAGGUGCACUGUUACCGUGCCGUGCUCGAGAAGUUUCUGAUGAAAAAGGAUCCAGCCUUAAAACACUCAAUUCUUAGAACUGUUUCUCGUGCACAUACACUAACAUUUCUAGAAUAUGCUGUUAAGGCAACAAGUAAGCUACCUCUGGGAAUAGAUCCUUUAGAAUUCGAUACAGAAGAGAUUCGUGAGGAGUUGUCGGCCUGGUGGGAGGUUGUUGGCUAUUAUACCUUACGGUUAGCGCUAGCACCUAUACUAGAAACUGUGAUUUUGCUGGAUCGUUGUGUUUUUCUUUAUGAGAAUGGAUUCAGGAGUUUGCUGAUACCACUUUUUGAUCCCAUAAUCUCUCCCCGCAACCAACUUAUAUUCUCGGCAAAAAAUUAACUUGCGGAAAACUGUACUUAAUACUCAAAAUAUAUUCUGCAACAAAAUUACCAAAAUAUAUUCUGCAACAAAAUUA